This is a messenger RNA of Choloepus didactylus (southern two-toed sloth), 5507 nucleotides long. It is a transcript of the gene DCLK2, whose product is annotated as doublecortin like kinase 2. Gene Ontology annotation, molecular function: protein kinase activity; ATP binding. The transcript is spliced from 17 exons. The coding region runs from base 863 to 3049 and encodes 728 amino acids. The record is from RefSeq and is a predicted model, not a curated record. Lineage: Eukaryota; Metazoa; Chordata; Mammalia; Pilosa; Megalonychidae. Gene Ontology annotation, biological process: intracellular signal transduction; protein phosphorylation.
CAGGAGGAUCCGCUCCUCUUCGGGCUGCAAAGCGUCCUGGCCCCUUCUCCUCCCUCUCCCACCCUCGAAGACUCGGACAUCUCUGAGUUGGAAGGGGCAGGAAGCCCCGGCAGCGGGCCGGGCAGGCCGAGGAGCCGGGCCCGGGCGCGGAUGCUUGCCGGUGGGCUGGGCCGGCCGUCAGCGGGGGAGGCGGGCUGCAUAAUUUCCCGCUAGAGCCGGACUCUGAGGGAGGAAAGGGCCCCGCAGAGCCCCCUUAGCACCCGCCAGUGCGCAAGGCGGUGGCGCCGCACCCUGGGCUUCGGGCCAGGAGCGUGGGCGGACCGGGCUGGGCACGACGGCCCCGCGGCUCCGCGGCACUUCUCCCACGCUCCCAGCCGCGCCCCCUCCCCUGCCUUCCUUCCCUUACGCGCUCCCGGGAGCGGCGGGGGGACGCGAGCCGCGGCGGGCGCCCGAGCUUUGUGUGCGCCCGCGGGGCCGGGAGCGAGCAGCGGCCGCGGCUGAGCCCCCAGUGGCCCAACUUUGCAUCUCCUGGCCGGCUCCCAAGCGGUAGUAGUGAGGCGUGGCUGUGGAGGAGGCGCUUGGGGGGGCGUGGGGCUCCUUGGCGGGCGGGAGGGACGGUGAAAGCCGCGCCGGACAAUGAGCUGGGCAUCUCGACGCUGAAGCCCCUUUUAGCAGAGGGCGCGGGUCGGCCGCCGACGCCUCCUCGGCCCCACCUGCGAGGAGAAGGCGGGAUGACAGAGCCGGGUGUCCCGGCGUUCUAGGGCCCGACAGUCAGGCUCGAACCGUUUCUCGCGGUGACACUAGGCUGUGUGGAGGCUUUGGCUAGGGCUUUUUUUGUGAGGAGCCCCCCGGAGCAGUCGCGAUGGCCAGCACUAGGAGUAUUGAACUGGAGCACUUUGAGGAAAGGGACAAAAGGCCGCGGCCAGGGUCGCGGAGAGGGGCGCCCAGCUCCUCCGGGGGCAGCAGCAGCUCGGGCCCCAAGGGGAACGGGUUAAUCCCUAGCCCGGCACACAGUGCCCAUUGCAGCUUCUACCGCACGCGGACCCUGCAGGCCCUCAGCUCGGAGAAGAAGGCCAAGAAGGCGCGCUUCUAUCGGAACGGGGAUCGCUACUUCAAGGGCCUGGUGUUUGCCAUCUCCAGCGACCGCUUCCGGUCCUUCGAUGCUCUCCUCAUGGAGCUUACCCGCUCCCUGUCGGACAACGUGAAUCUGCCCCAGGGAGUCCGCACCAUCUACACCAUCGACGGCAGCCGGAAGGUUAACAGCCUGGAAGAGCUGCUGGAAGGUGAGAGUUAUGUGUGUGCAUCCAACGAACCAUUCCGUAAAGUUGAUUACACCAAAAAUAUUAAUCCGAACUGGUCUGUGAACAUCAAGGGUGGGACGACCCGAUCCUUGGCUGCUGCCUCCUCUGUGAAAAGUGAAGUAAAGGAAAGUAAAGAUUUCAUCAAACCCAAAUUAGUGACUGUGAUUCGAAGUGGAGUGAAGCCUAGAAAAGCCGUGCGGAUCCUUCUGAACAAGAAGACUGCUCAUUCCUUCGAACAGGUCCUAACAGACAUCACCGAAGCCAUUAAACUAGACUCAGGAGUAGUCAAGAGGCUCUGCACACUGGACGGAAAGCAGGUUACUUGUCUGCAAGACUUUUUCGGGGAUGACGAUGUUUUUAUUGCAUGUGGACCUGAAAAAUUCCGUUAUGCCCAAGAUGACUUUGUCCUGGACCACAGUGAAUGCCGUGUCUUGAAGUCCUCUUAUUCUCGAUCCUCAGCUGUUAAGUGUUCUGGAUCCAAAAGCCCUGGGCCAUCUCGUCGCAGCAAAUCACCAGCUUCAGUAAAAAGGGGUGCCCACUACUCCAGUGCCUAUUCUACAGCCAAAUCCCCAGUCAAUGGAACCCCCAGCAGCCAGCUCUCCACUCCUAAAUCUACAAAAUCCUCCAGCUCCUCUCCAACUAGUCCAGGAAGUUUCAGAGGAUUAAAGCAGAUUUCUCCACAUGGUGGAUCUUCUUCCAAUGUAAAUGGUGGACCUGAACUUGAUCGUUGCAUGAGUCCUGAAGGUAGUUCUCAAUCUGAUGAUUUCUUUCAUAGAGGAGAUCAUCCAUGUGUGAAUGGAAACAGGUGCUCUGAGUCAUCCACACUUCUUGAGAAAUACAAAAUUGGGAAGGUCAUUGGUGAUGGCAAUUUUGCUGUAGUCAAAGAGUGCAUGGACAGGUCUACCAGAAAGGAGUUUGCUCUGAAGAUUAUAGACAAAGCCAAAUGCUGUGGAAAGGAACACCUAAUUGAGAAUGAAGUGUCAAUACUGCGCCAAGUGAAACAUCCAAACAUCAUCAUGCUGGUCGAGGAGAUGGAAACAGCAACUGAGCUCUUUCUGGUGAUGGAAUUAGUCAAAGGUGGAGAUCUCUUUGAUGCAAUUACUUCUUCGACCAAGUACACGGAGAGGGAUGGCAGCGCCAUGGUGUACAACCUGGCCAGCGCCCUGCACUAUCUCCACGGCCUCAGCAUUGUGCACAGGGACAUCAAGCCAGAGAACCUCUUGGUGUGUGAAUAUCCUGAUGGAACCAGGUCUUUGAAAUUGGGAGACUUUGGGCUGGCCACAGUGGUGGAGGGGCCUUUAUUCACCGUCUGUGGCACUCCAACUUACGUGGCUCCAGAGAUCAUUGCUGAAACAGGCUACGGCCUGAAGGUGGACAUUUGGGCAGCAGGUGUGAUCACAUACAUACUUCUCUGUGGAUUCCCACCAUUCCGAAGUGAGAACAAUCUCCAGGAGGAUCUCUUCGACCAGAUCUUGGCUGGGAAGCUGGAAUUCCCAGCCCCCUACUGGGAUAACAUCACAGACUCGGCAAAGGAAUUAAUCACUCAGAUGCUUCAGGUUAACGUUGAAGCUCGGUGUACCGCGAGACAAAUCCUGAGUCACCCCUGGGUGUCAGAUGAUGCCUCCCAGGAGAAUAAUAUGCAAGCUGAGGUAACAGGUAAACUAAAACAGCACUUUAAUAAUGCGCUCCCAAAACAGAACAGCACCACCACUGGGGUCUCCAUUAUCAUGUUUGAUUUGACAGUUUGAGAGAGACUUCAGAGUUUCACUCUUUACCUGUUGAGACUGUGGGAAAACCUGAAGCAGAGUCCUGGUAUUAAAUAUGCUGAACGAGAGCAUCUAAUUUUCAGCUCCUCUUAAAUCUGCUUGCUUGUCUCAGAUUUCUGACACCGUCCAGCUCUUAGCUUCUUGUUGGCGUGGGUUUUUCUGUACCUACUGACAUCUUUUCCAAGCAGUCAUGCACAACUUUGGGAAACUUUUAUUUAUUUUAAUACUUCUCAGCUUGCUGCACUGCCUCCUUUCCCAGAUCAGAGCUGGCGAGGGGAAAGGAGGAUUCUGAUAAUUCUGCUAAAUGCUGUUUUUCACUUAAGCGAAAAGCAUCUUUUUGUAAGUGACAGCAUGAGAUAGGUAUCUUUGCAAAGGCUUUUGUUCUUUUUUCUCCCAACUCCAUUUCUAAAGAUGCCUUUUAAUCAAUAAGACAAUAUAAAGACAGCCAGCCCUUGGGAUAAGCGAAUUACACUGAAUGAGGUUUUGCUUUAAGGCGGCCUGUGGUUGGGGAUUACACUUCCAUGUCCUUUGACUUUUCCUUAGCACACUAAGAAAGGACAGUGCAUUUGCGAUUUGCAGGACAGACCCGCUUUUUAUUCCAGUGGACUCGGCCCAGCCUCCGUGACUGGAAGAGCCAUCUGGUGGCAGAAAAGGGAAAUACAAGAAACAAUUUACUCUGCGUCUUUUAGCGCAGACCUGAGAAAGGAUGAGAUAAAAUGGUUUCCCUGCUCAGUGAUUUGUGCUUCCUUUCAGGGGGAAACUUGGGAAUGAUUUGGGGUUAUUUCCUUGAUUUAAGGUAGACAAAAAUGUUUUAAUUGUGUUGCUUCUGUUUAAAGUAAGUCUAGUUUCUGUCCCUGCUUCUCUCCCCCUUCUCUCGCCCUCCCGCCGCCUGCCUUGCUUCCCUCUGACUAGGUCCAAGGCGAUGGUACGUACUAACCGCGCCGCAAAGCUCUGCUCUGCCGCAUUCAUACACGUUCUGCUACACGGGAAGAGAAAAGGAGAAAUAAUUCUGGAAUUGUCAGGUCCCUUUCUACCCUUUUGUGUUAGGGAAAAAGUUUAUCCACCUUUGUUGGUUUUCAGAGUUGGUGAGAGUUCUGCUUUUGCAGCACACCUAGCUGAUACUAGGGGCUGGGAAGCUUAUUAAAGGACUGUGCUGAGUAUUUUAUUUGGCUUUUCCACAGUUACCUCUUUCCCAGGUAACUGCUAUUUUAGUUGGGAAUUGGAUAAUGAUUUGCACUUGGAAGGACCUGCUGAGAAGGCCCGUUUACUCUUGGCCCUCAUGCCCUUAAGGCUGCCAACAGGGUGAAUUUUAGAAAGCCCUCAUUGUUUGUUCAUAUUUUCUCUGUACUGAAAGAAUCUUUAGUGCAUUCCCCCCAGGGUACUUAGAUUACCAAAGGCCUCUUGAUCACUGUCCCUUGUAGUUAAGGGUGUCCGAGAAUGGAAAGCCCCUCCCCCAGCUACUCCCACCCCUGCAUUUGGAAAACCUGGCCAGAUAGCAGCCGACAAGCAAGAAGUACUCGGAAUGAGUCCAGGAAGGAAAAAAAUACCAGGUCCCACCCCCAACCUAGGGCCAGAAAGCAAGACGAUUCCCUCAUGUUUUUGUGGCUCUUUCUGUGCUCCCUGAGGAGUGGAGCAGAUUAAAAACUCUGGGGGUGUGAAAAGCUAAAGAAACCCUCACCCAAAGAGAAGGGCAAGUGAGGAAAUCAUGGAGGAUUUAACAAGUGGUUAUUUCAAAAUGAUUGGUACUGCACCAUCUGAUUCCUUGGCCUUUCAUAGUGUAUACUGCCACUUGGGUUGUAAGGGUAUUGCUUGUUUGUGUGACAUAUGAGUACGUUUUCAAUCUGAGACCCUUCUUUAGAAAAACAAACUUCCAGAGACUGAGCACCCUCGUAGUGUUUGCUCAUUGUCUCAGGGGUCUUUUUGGCUCAAGCUCUGGGGACAAGAAGAAGCCCUCAGAGCUCAGGUGUGGCACACAGCUAGAAGAGGAUUAACUUUAGGUGGCCGCCCAGCACUCACUGGCACUGAGUUUUGUUCUCCCUGGACCACAGUUCCUGCCUGCAGGUAGAUAUUUCCCCAGGUCACGUUAAGAGCAGAGAUCAAGUGCAGCCUGUUCCCUGCGGGUGGGACCUCCAAAUUGUUGCUUCUUUUUUAAGGCUUCUUCUAGAAAGGAAACCCUGAGUUACUUCUCCUCUUCUGUUCCCGAGUCCCGUGCAUGCCUGUCCUGCCCUCUGCUCGUGUUGGCUGUAACCCGGGCUUGGGCUGCGAUAACGUGUUGUCUCUACUGGUUUCUCCGCAGAACACAGCUCUAGAUAAGGAGGGCCAGAUUUUCUGCAGCAAGCACGGUCAAGGUCAAGACAGCAGCAGACCUGGGGCGGAGCAGAUCCCGCCAGCUCCUCCCUCGGCCGAGGAGCCGCCUGUGUCUGGGGCAGCAGCUGUGCCC